AUGUUAAGAUCCUUGGACGCCAACGGAUUCCCAGGGGAUCCGGUAUCUCUGAAUGCUCUGGCCACUAGUCCUGGUAGCAAGUUCACAAUUGGACGCAACCCAGACAGCAACCUGCUGCUUGAACAUCCUGAUUUCCCUGCCCUGAUCUCACGGUCCCACGCAGAGUAUAUCGACCGCAGAAAGUUGGAGAGGGCAGUAUUGACAGAGGUCUACGAUGGUGGAAAGAUCUACUUUGGUGGCACGGACAAGAUCUUGAAGGACGGCAGGCCAGAGCAGAACCCCUUCGCAUUUGUGGUGCACGGAGUUUCAGCGCUGCUCCAUGAGGCUCGUGCAGCUGCAGCUGCAGCACGAUCACCCACUGCUCAAGACACUCAGGAGGCAGCACCGCAGCUAGCACCAGAGCCAGUGGCUGCAGCACUCUCACAUGAGCAGCCGCAGCAGCAGCAGUGUGCAAGCCAACCUCCAACAGUGCAGGCAGUACCUCCUCAGCAGCAGAUCCCUCCCCAUCCCCAACUUGCAGAGCAGCCAGCUGCAGGAGCUCCUGUUGCAGGGCCUCUUGCAUCACCUGCAGCUGGCGAGCAGCCUGCUGCACCUGCUUUGCCAGCCCCAGUUGCAGCCUCGCAGGGCCCUGUCGAUCUGACUGGGACCCCUGGAAAUAUCACGCACUCCGCAACAGCCCAUGCAAGGGUGAAUGAGAUUGUGGAUCUCACUAUCGACGAUGAUGGAGGUGGCAGCCCUUUGCGACAGCGUCUGUCCUUCUCUCAGCAGUUGGCGGGGAUGCCGGUGUCUGUCACCAGCUCCGGCUUGGAGAGGGCCCGCAAACGCAAAGAGGCUGCAUUGAGCCUGGAAGUGGCGGAGGAGACAGUGGGCCCCAGUGGGGAGGGGACCUCAUCUGGUGCCAGGGCGGCGGCGGCGCCGUCGUCUCGGAGCGUGCUGAGUAAGCUGGAGGAUGAUUUUGAAUGCGUAGUGUGUCAAGAAAUGCUGGUGUGCGCGCACACCCUUGUCCCCUGCGGCCACGUGUUCUGCGGGCAGUGCCUCAUGGGCUGGCUGCAUAAGGCCGCCAACUGCCCCAAUUGCAGGACGGAUGUGACGGCCCCGCCGGUGCCAGCGCUGCUGAUCAACAACAUGGCGGAGGGGCUGGAGGGCAGGCUCGCCCCCGAAGACGCGGCCGAGCGCGAGCGCCGCAAGAAGCAUUGGAAGGCCGUGUCGGGCUCCGCUGUGGCAACCUGGAACGCCAUGUUUGCCGGCGGCAGGGCAACCGGCGCGCGCAGGGCACAGCAACGGGGCACUGACUUCUUCAACCGCAUUGGCGUCCAGGAUGUCUUCCUCCAGUGGAGCAUACCGCGAUUGGAGCAAGGGUUGGUACCGCCGCCAGUGCCGCCGCCGGCGCCGCCAGCGCACCCGCCGCCUCCCCGAGGUCGGCCAAUUCCCGGCAGGGCCGGUUUGCGCCGCUCUCCGCGCAGCCAGCUGGCUGCAGCAGAAGCUCGCAACGCCAGGCAGCGCCAGUUGGACGGCGGUGCAGCCAUGGCAGUGGCAGAGGCCGCCCUGGCGCCUCCGGCCGGCGGAGGCGCAGCUCAGAGGGCCGCCCCGGGCGCGGCUGGAUUCCAGUGGGGGCAGCAUGAGCUGGUGGAGCUGCAGCGCAUCCAGGAGAUGCUGGGAAUGACCCACGGCGUCAGUGUAGAGCGCAGGCGCGCGUCGCUCGAGAGGCUGCGGCAGGCGCAGGAGGUCCGGGGACUGCCGAGGCUGCCACUGCGGGCCCCGGCAGCGGUUGAGUUUGGGGUUGGCUACCACGCCGGCAGCCGCGCCACAUGCUCGGGCUGCGAGGUGCUGAUCACGCCGGGGACGUGCCGCCUGCACCAGUCGCGGCGCAUGCCCACGGGAGUCAUGUCCACGCAGUACUGGCACCUGCACUGCUAUCCGUCCUGGGAAACCCAGAGGCACACGCUGUUCGGCAUCGAUGCACUCCACCCUCCUGACCAGGCAGAUGUGCAGAGGCGCAUCAUGGAGGCACGUGGUGGCGUCCUGAGGCAGUGA
Molecule: messenger RNA, 2034 nt
Organism: Coccomyxa subellipsoidea C-169
Lineage: Eukaryota; Viridiplantae; Chlorophyta; Trebouxiophyceae; Coccomyxaceae
Exons: 9
Coding region: 1-2034 (677 amino acids)
Biological process (GO): protein K48-linked ubiquitination; ubiquitin-dependent protein catabolic process
Cellular component (GO): cytosol; ubiquitin ligase complex
Molecular function (GO): DNA binding; protein binding; ubiquitin protein ligase activity
Source: RefSeq, a predicted model, not a curated record